Cucurbita pepo subsp. pepo (vegetable marrow) is the source of this 588-nucleotide messenger RNA. NCBI's taxonomy places the organism in Eukaryota, Viridiplantae, Streptophyta, Magnoliopsida, Cucurbitales, Cucurbitaceae. The record is from RefSeq and is a predicted model, not a curated record.
UUGGCCGUUUUAUGGCCCAUGGCCAGAUCAGCAACGACGACUCCUUUCCCCGUCGUAUAUGCUCCGACUUCUCUGUUGCGCUGCUUCUGCUCACCGAAGAGGGAAGUCUCUACUCCGACACCACAGGCAGCCAUGGCCAUAGCCGCCACCAUUUCUCUUCCACUUACUUCUCCAUCUCGACGCUCUCUCGCCUCAAUUUCUUCUCUCCGAUCGUCUGUUGCUUCCACGCUUCAACUGGAUUCCUUUUCGAAGUAUUCGGCGCGGAGAAGAAGCCCUAGGCUCUCUGUAUCCGCGUCUUCCGCGUCUUCCGCUGGCCUUGAAGUUACAGAGAAAGCGCUUUCGUCUUCUUUUCUUGACCGGAGAGAGAGUGGCCUCCUUCACUUUGUUAAAUACCAUGGUCUUGGCAAUGACUUCAUCCUGGUCGAUAAUAGGGACUCAUCAGAGCCUAGGAUCACCCCGGGGCAAGCUGCGAAAUUAUGUGAUCGAAACUUUGGGAUCGGUGCUGAUGGAGUUAUCUUUGCUCUGCCGGGCGUUAAUGGUACGGAUUAUACCAUGAGGAUAUUCAAUUCCGACGGGAGUGAACCGGAG